This is a messenger RNA of Quercus robur (English oak), 1127 nucleotides long. RefSeq names its product bifunctional protein FolD 2-like. The record is from RefSeq and is a predicted model, not a curated record. Gene Ontology annotation, biological process: tetrahydrofolate interconversion. The transcript is spliced from 5 exons. NCBI's taxonomy places the organism in Eukaryota, Viridiplantae, Streptophyta, Magnoliopsida, Fagales, Fagaceae. Gene Ontology annotation, molecular function: methylenetetrahydrofolate dehydrogenase (NADP+) activity; methenyltetrahydrofolate cyclohydrolase activity. Gene Ontology annotation, cellular component: cytosol. Bases 122 to 1021 code for a protein of 299 amino acids.
CAUGUUACGACAGUGUUGGACUUGGACGCAUCCGCUAAAAGCUGAGUUGGUGGGUGGCUCAGUUCCCAACUCCAAUUUUAACUCCAAAUCGUGACUUUCAAUCGAGUCUCUUCGGAUAAACAUGGCAUCACCGUCAGAUCACAAGGCCAACAUUAUCGACGGCAAAGCCAUCGCUCAAACCAUCCGCAAUGAAAUCGCCGCUGAAGUCCACCAACUAUCGCAAAAACACGGCAAGGUCCCAGGGCUGGCUGUAGUGAUUGUGGGCAACAGGAAGGAUUCUCAAAGCUAUGUGAAUAUGAAGAGAAAGGCAUGUGCUGAAGUUGGGAUUAAGUCGUUUGACAUAGACCUUCCGGAGCAAGUUUCUGAAGCUGAGUUGAUCGCUAAAGUUGAUGAGUUAAAUGCAAAUCCUGAUGUACAUGGAAUAUUGGUUCAACUCCCAUUGCCAAAGCAUAUAAAUGAAGAGAAAGUUCUGACUGAAAUCAGCAUUGAGAAGGAUGUAGAUGGCUUUCAUCCGCUGAACAUUGGCAAGCUUGCAAUGAAAGGCAGAGAUCCCUUGUUCCUUCCUUGCACCCCUAAGGGGUGUCUUGAACUUCUGUCACGAAGUGGUAUAACUGUAAAGGGAAAGAAAGCAGUUGUGGUGGGUCGAAGUAACAUAGUUGGAUUGCCAGUUUCCCUGCUACUUCUGAAAGCAGAUGCUACAGUUACCAUAGUCCACUCACACUCUCAAGAUCCUGAAAAAAUCAUUCGUGAAGCAGACAUCAUUAUUGCAGCAGCAGGGCAAGCAAUGAUGGUCAAAGGUAGUUGGAUCAAACCUGGUGCUGCAGUUAUUGAUGUUGGCACAAAUGCUAUCGAUGACCCAAGUAAGAAGUCAGGCUAUAGGCUAGUUGGAGAUGUUCAUUACCAGGAAGCAUGUAAGGUAGCUGGAUGGAUAACUCCUGUUCCGGGUGGAGUGGGGCCAAUGACUGUUGCAAUGCUACUGAAGAAUACUUUGGAUGGUGCUAAGCGUGUAAUUGAGCAUUAAACCCAUGUCUUUGUUCACCUUCAGAAUAAGAUGUUGCCUAUGAGAUACAGUUUUGAAACACAUUUUAUUCGUAUCAUCCAAUAAGAAUUUUGCUUUCCUGUUACAA